AUGAUCGAACUAACACCACGCCGUCAUGAGCUUCUCUCGGUAUUCUUAUUAUCAAUUGGAACCAUCUUCAUGUUUCUCGGCUACGAUGUUUCGGCGAUGAUGGCCGAGAGUGUGCUUCAUUCCGUGAGCACAAAACAUCCGGAUCGAAUUUCGCCGUACGCUGGAUACUAUGGCCAAGCUAUCCACUACAUCUCAUUUGCAUUCUUCUCAUUGUUCUCAGCAACUCUGCAAUACUACCUAUCAUCGAAGGCAAUUCUGAUCCUUUCAUCAGUUCUGUUCACUACGUGCUAUUUGUCAUAUAUUCACAUCAACACGUAUUUCUUCUACUCGGCACAGUUACUCUUGGGUUUCGCGUAUGCAUGCUAUAACAAUGCUGAAGGAAUGUACCUUUCGGAGCACUCCUCUCGUCGGACUAUCGACUCAAACAGUGCUUUGGAAACGGGAAUCGGACACUCAAGCCUUCUAUUCGGAGGCAUUACAAUGCUUUUCGUGUUCCAUUUUGUGCCGCACACAUUUGAUGGGCAUUUUCUGAAUUUCGAUGAGAACAUUGUGAAAGUGAUCUAUUUCUCGUUGAUGGCACUUACCAUGUUAUCAGUGAUACUUUUUGCACUUUUGCCCACGAAACAAUACGAUUCGAUCGCGUUGACGACACCUCGCGUCAAUCCCUCGAUCAAGUCACAAUUCAAAAGAUUUGGAAACACAUUCACCCAUCUGAAUACCUGUUUGCUGGUAUUUACCUAUGUAUACAUGGGAUGCAUGGUCUCGUUCAUGUAUGGAAUUUACCCAACAUCUCUUUCAUUCACCGCUUCAACGGCAUCCGAUGUCUACAUCAUUUCGAUCUAUCUUCUUUCAUCCGGAGUUGCCGCAUUCUUAAGCGGAAUGUUCAUUCGCCCGAUGAUCAAGAAAUUGCAUAAAUAUAAGUUAAUUGUGCCGAUGACGAUUCACACGACGGCAAUGAUCGCGGUUCUCGUGCUCACCUAUCUCUCAGUUCCAAACACGGCGACAAUGAAGCCAACGAACGAAGUGAAUGUUGUUGUUAAGCCAUGCCGAAUCCUUUCGAUCGUCAUUGGCUUCUUGCUGGGACUUGCCGACUUCACCAUCACAAUGUCUCGCUCUGUCAUCUGCCAGAUUGCGGUUCCGGACUAUCGUGCCGAAAUUUUCGGCAUAACUCGCGUCUAUCAAUGCGUUGCUUCGUGCCUCAUUCUAUUCAUUUCGCCCUAUUUGACAUUAUUCCAUUGGAUCUCAAUUCUAUUUGUUGGACUCAUUGUCGGCGUUUCAGCUUUAUUAAUAGUGCUCCGUCGAACUCACAAUAACUCAGUGGCUGCUCCAAUUGAGCCAUUAAAAGAAGAGAAGACCGAGAUCGAUUUUGCUUGA
Messenger RNA from Caenorhabditis bovis, 1374 nucleotides. NCBI's taxonomy places the organism in Eukaryota, Metazoa, Nematoda, Chromadorea, Rhabditida, Rhabditidae. The record is from the annotation of a GenBank genome assembly.